Molecule: messenger RNA, 579 nt
Organism: Humulus lupulus (European hop)
Lineage: Eukaryota; Viridiplantae; Streptophyta; Magnoliopsida; Rosales; Cannabaceae
Exons: 2
Coding region: 1-579 (192 amino acids)
Source: RefSeq, a predicted model, not a curated record
AUGAAAAAAGCUUGGACUGGGGAUCCUCUAGUGCCUGUUUCUUCGAAGGAAACAACACCUCCUCCGGCUCCCCUUGACCAGAUGUCUCCCCCAGCCCCUACCAAUCAGACCUCUCCUCCAACACCUACUGACCAGACACCUCCUGCAGCACCUGCUGACCAAGCACCUCCUGCAGCACCUGCCGACCAAGCACCUCCUGAUCAAACAGGAGAUGCCUUGACGAGCAUCAUGCUCAGCUCAGCCAAGGAGAGGAUGACCAAAAUAUUGAGGCAUCGAUGCAGCCGAGAGGCCAUCAUUGGUAACGACUCCGUGGAGGUUGACCAGAUAAUUAACUGUGCACUGAAUGAAAUAGCCAGUGGAAUGCUAACAAUGACCGCCAGCUGGCGUCGCUCAGGAGCCUUGACUGCUCAAUAUGAGAAGAAACUUGGCGAGCAGCUUAAGGCAUCCGAGGACAGACACGCUGAGGAACUUAAGAUGGCUGAGGCAAAAUACAUCGAGCAGCUCGAGGCAGCCGAGAAGCAAAAUCCUGAACUGCUCGAACAGAAGGCUAAGAUGGACGAAGAGCUGAAACAACACUAG